CUCAGUGUUUUACAUCAAGCAAAAAGAGACUCCUGAUUAGAUUGCAUGAAAAGCCAGAAUUACAGUAUGGCACGUCAAACUGAAGCAGUGUUGCUUCUUAUUCUGGCCGCAUCAGCAACAGCUUUGGCUACUGCAGAGCUGUCAGAUGCUUAUUUUGAUAAGCUCGUACAAGAAGCAGCACACCGUCAAGUCAAUGAAAAAUGCGGCAAAUGCUGUUCAAAUGGCUGGGUGAUAUCUGAUAAACGCUGUUAUAUAUAUCAGGCCACUAGGAUGAUCUGGGCUUCUGCUGAGAAACACUGUCAGAAUUUGGGUGGACACUUGAUCUCAAUUCAAAAUGACAACGAUUAUCGACUGGCCAAGUCCGUUAUCCGUAUUCAUGACCCUGGAGAGAAUCCAACAUGGAUCGGCCUUUCUGACUGUCAGAAGAGAAAUCACUGGUUUUGGACUGAUGGCAGCAAAAUGACUUACACCAAAUGGAACCCAAGGGAACCCAAUCAUAUCUUAGGAGAGUGCUGUGUCCAAAUGAACCAUGGCAAAAUGAAGGACUGGAAUGAUGUUGGCUGUAAAAAGAAAUUUCCUUUCGUGUGUGCUAAAAGCUUUUACUGAAAAGCUGACACCUUCACUUUUACCACCUUUUAGACACUUGUCACUGAUGGAUUUACAAAAACCUCACUGUGUCAAUUGUAUAGAAUUUAAGCAAUAAAAAAAUCCGAAUACA
This is a messenger RNA of Silurus meridionalis, 718 nucleotides long. Its product is annotated as lactose-binding lectin l-2-like. Lineage: Eukaryota; Metazoa; Chordata; Actinopteri; Siluriformes; Siluridae. The coding region runs from base 46 to 606 and encodes 186 amino acids. Gene Ontology annotation, molecular function: signaling receptor activity. The transcript is spliced from 8 exons. The record is from RefSeq and is a predicted model, not a curated record.